Molecule: messenger RNA, 766 nt
Organism: Diachasmimorpha longicaudata
Lineage: Eukaryota; Metazoa; Arthropoda; Insecta; Hymenoptera; Braconidae
Gene: Vkor
Product: Vitamin-K epoxide reductase
Exons: 4
Coding region: 150-668 (172 amino acids)
Biological process (GO): vitamin K metabolic process; peptidyl-glutamic acid carboxylation
Molecular function (GO): vitamin-K-epoxide reductase (warfarin-sensitive) activity
Source: RefSeq, a predicted model, not a curated record
CGGUCAAAGUGCGCGUGAUAUCGCUUCGAAGCUCGAUACGGUGUGAUGCGAGUUACAGUUACUAUUAUGCUGCCAAGGCAUCAGGACAACGCGGAAUAACGUUGAUUGUUGUUUUAUUUCUCUCAUAAAGGGAAAACAUUAUCAGAACAAUGUCUGGGGUCAACAAUAGACUGCACAAAUUAAAUACCGGACUUGUGACGUCUUGUGUGGUGGGAUUGGCGUUGUCGUACUAUUCGUACGUCGUAGAAACCGCCAAAGAACAGGAUGAGAACUAUGAGGCCAUGUGCGACAUCAGCGAGCAUAUCAGUUGUUCCAAGGCGUUCAUGUCUGAAUAUGGAAAAGGAUUCGGCCUAAUUCCAGAGACUUCCAUUUUGUACAUGCCUAAUUGCCUCUACGGCCUAGGAUUUUACGCAGUUAUUGCGAUAAUAAGUGUUUUCAAUAAAUUAAGCUACACCAUCAUCCUGCUGACUCUCUCCACUGUCAGCUGUCUCUCCUCAGUGUACCUCGCCUGGGUACUUUACAUACUGAACUCCGUGUGUGUCGUCUGCGUCAGCACAUACAUUGUCAACGCCGUUAUUCUCGUUCUCAGCUAUCGAAAACUGCGGAUAUUGAGGCGAUCAGUCCCACCCGGUUACUCACAAAAGUCAAACAAGCGGAAGAGACACUAAACUCGACAAAUACCACACCUCGAAGCAUCGAGUGCAUCCGGCCUUUCAUCACUGUAAAUUUUUCAAUAAUAAAUUCAACAUCUUGACGCUGUUAAUAA